This is a messenger RNA of Phacochoerus africanus (Common warthog), 2677 nucleotides long. RefSeq names its product GTP binding protein 3, mitochondrial (gene GTPBP3). The record is from RefSeq and is a predicted model, not a curated record. Gene Ontology annotation, cellular component: mitochondrion; cytoplasm. The transcript has 9 exons. Bases 737 to 2221 code for a protein of 494 amino acids. Gene Ontology annotation, molecular function: GTPase activity; protein binding; GTP binding. Gene Ontology annotation, biological process: tRNA wobble uridine modification; tRNA methylation. Lineage: Eukaryota; Metazoa; Chordata; Mammalia; Artiodactyla; Suidae.
GAGACUCCCCUCUGGCUUUUGGGGAGCCAUAGACCAACCGAACACUCAACUCUGCAGGAGCAGACCUGGGCCAGAGUAGCCCAGAGGGGCGAGAGGACUGUGCUGGGGGUUCUAGGGAAGCUUCCUGGCAGAGGGGACCUUGGAGCUAGGCACUGAGGCUGAGCUUGUCAGAGGAAGAAGGGUAUACGAGGCCAUGGAGACAGCGGGAGGAAAUCUAGGGAGGGGUGAGAACUGUAGAGUUCCGAGAAAACUAGAAAUCUUCCCAGAAGUAUGGACAAGAUUUUCCUAGGGUCAGUGCAUAGGUUCCCCGGAAUUCUCUCCCGGUCACUGAGAUGCUCUUGCUUCGCCUAAGGCUAUGUAGUGGCCAAACGGGACUCAAAUCCUUUCCUCUCCGUAAUUCCCACCGCCCUAAGUCAAGCCCUGUUCUUACCCCCACCCUCUUUUCCGGUAUCUCAGAUCCCCGCUGCUCUAGGAUCCCAAAAAUUCUGUCUAGUGUUGCAGGGGGAACACCAUUUAGCUGCACCCGGAGUGCUAGCACCCUGUCCUUUCCUGGAAUCAGCCAAUAGAAGCUAAGAUCUUCAGUGGGUGGGCGGUACGUCUUCUAAGGGGCCCAAUGGUAACCGAGAAUUGUUGAGCCCUUUACGGAUCACGCCGCGAGGUGGGCGGGGCCUCCUGCCCUGACUAGCAAGCUAUACCCGGCUGGGCGCUGCCAAGGCUGGUCGCUGAUUGUGAAUCAAUGUGGCGGGUGCUGUGGACCCUGGUAGCCCGGGCGGCACGUGGGCCUCUCAGUUCCAGGCCGUGCACGCGCCAGAGCAGUGGCGCCCCGGCCCUGGGUCCCGGGUCCACUAUCUUCGCACUGAGCUCUGGCCAAGGCCGCUGCGGCAUCGCUGUCAUUAGAACCAGCGGCCCAGCCAGCGGGCACGCCCUCCGGAGCCUUACGGCGCCCCGGGACUUACCCCCGGCCCGCAAAGCCUGCCUGCGCCUGCUCAGCGACCCCUGCUCUGGGGAGCCUUUGGACCGCGCGCUGGUGCUUUGGUUUCCAGGUCCCCAGAGUUUCACCGGUGAGGAUUGCGCGGAGUUCCAUGUGCAUGGAGGCCCAGCUGUGGUGAGUGGCGUCCUGCAGGCCCUGGGCAGUGUGCCAGGGCUGCGGCCAGCAGAGGCAGGCGAGUUCACCAGGAGGGCAUUCGCCCAUGGGAAGCUGAGCCUGACUGAGGUAGAGGGGCUGGCAGAUCUGAUCCAUGCAGAAACUGAGGCGCAGCGGCGGCAGGCCUUGAGGCAGCUGGACGGGGAGCUGGGCCACCUCUGCCAAGGCUGGGCAGAGACCCUCACUAGGGCUCUGGCCCAUGUGGAGGCCUAUAUUGAUUUUGGUGAGGAUGACAACCUAGAGGAGGGCGUCCUGGAUCAAGCUGACAGUGAAGUGCGGGAGCUAGAGGUGGCAUUGGGCACACACCUUCGAGAUGCCAGGCGUGGACAGAGGCUUCGCUCAGGGGCGCACGUAGUGGUUGCUGGACCUCCUAAUGCCGGCAAGAGCAGCCUGGUGAACCUGCUCAGCCAGAAGCCUGUGUCCAUCGUGUCCCCUGAGCCGGGGACCACCCGAGACGUGCUGGAGACUCCCGUGGACCUGGCCGGGUUCCCUGCGCUGCUGAGUGACACGGCGGGGUUGCGGGAGGGCGUGGGGCCUGUGGAGCAGGAGGGCGUACGACGCGCCCAAAAAAGGCUGGAGCAGGCUGACCUCAUUCUGGCCGUGCUGGAUGCUUCUGACCUGACCUCUUCGUCUAGCUGUAACUUCCUGGACACUGUUGUCAUCCCCACGGUUGCUGGGAGCCCCCAUGGGAGCAGCCAGCGCCUCCUGCUGGUGCUGAAUAAGUCGGACCUGCUGCCUUCUGGGGCCCCAGACCUCCAUCCUGACCUGCCCCCCUACCUGCUACUAUCCUGUCUGACCGGCGAGGGGCUGGAUGGCCUCCUGGAAGCGCUGAGGAAGGAGCUGGCUACAUUGUGCGGGGAUCCAUCCACAGGCCCACCACUUCUCACACGGGCGAGGCACCAGCAUCACCUUCAGGGCUGCCUGGAUGCCCUUGGUCACUACAAGCAAGCAAAAGACCUAGCGCUGGCAGCUGAGGCACUCCGGGUGGCCCGAGGGCACCUGGCCCGCCUCACCGGUCGAGGUGGUACCGAGGAGAUCCUGGACAUCAUCUUCCGGGACUUCUGUGUGGGCAAGUGAGAGGACAGCCGGAGCUCAGGCCCAGGCUGGAUGGACACCCAGAAGUCUUGAUAUAGCUGGGAACAGCUUAGGCCAAGUGGGAGUCUCUUCUCCUCGGGGAAGAAUUUGACCCCAAAUGGUGAAGCCUCUGUUGCUGGUGGUGCUCAAGCUGCAGCUGACCAGGUUCUCUAGUGGGGCCUUGCUGGGAGUUCAGGCCCUGGAGUAGGACUGAAUGCAGGAGGUACCUGAUGCUGGGAGAGUAUGGGUGAGCUGGAGGUUGGAGGGUCUCAGGAGUCUUUGUUUCAUAGUUUUUAAUUUAUUUUGCAAAUACCAAAGGAAUGUUUAAAAAAAAAAAAACAGCUCAGAAAUGUUUAACCACCCCCUCCCCUGGGGUCAGGGCUUAACUUAUAUCCUUUCGGAACUUUCUCUGCCUGUUUUCAUACCUGCGGAUGCAUAUAAAACAUGUUUUGUCUUGUA